This is a messenger RNA of Anopheles maculipalpis, 3678 nucleotides long. RefSeq names its product centrosomin (gene cnn). The transcript has 7 exons. Bases 1 to 3678 code for a protein of 1225 amino acids. NCBI's taxonomy places the organism in Eukaryota, Metazoa, Arthropoda, Insecta, Diptera, Culicidae. Gene Ontology annotation, biological process: negative regulation of centriole replication; positive regulation of microtubule polymerization; microtubule bundle formation. The record is from RefSeq and is a predicted model, not a curated record. Gene Ontology annotation, cellular component: perinuclear region of cytoplasm; microtubule organizing center; microtubule plus-end. Gene Ontology annotation, molecular function: transcription cis-regulatory region binding; microtubule binding; gamma-tubulin binding.
AUGAGCUCGACCGGUGGUGGUGCACCCAAACUAAGCAUCUCGCUCGACGAAAGUCAACUCAGCCAGGUGCGGGAAUGUUUGACCAGCUUCGCCGACAAUACAAAUCCCGGUGUGCACCAGGAUGCCACCAUGGAUAACUCAUAUGCGAUGGGAUUUCGUUCUCCCUCAAUAAACGCCCUCACCGGUCACGGUUCGCCCGUUCCGGUGCGUUCUUUGCGCGACAACGAGGAAGAAAUCUCGACACUGCGCAAAGAAAACUUCAAUCUGAAGCUACGCAUUUAUUUCCUCGAGCAGAAGGCGGGCAUCUGCACGGACAGUGACACACCCGUGCUGGGCCAUACCUCCUCAUCGUCCACGAACACGUCAUGCGAUGGUAAUUAUUUGAAGCAGAACAUCGAUUUAAAGGUCGAGGUAGAAUCAUUACGACAGGAUGUUCAAAACAAACAUGACCUUCUCUGUCAGGCGGCCAAAGCGAUGGAGGUGAUGGAGGAAAGCCACAAGAAGGCGGAGGAAAAGCACCGCGAGAUGGUUAACGAUCUAAACAAUCGUAUCGAGAUGCACCAGCUCGAGAUAAAGUCGUUGGAGAAGAUGGCGAGCGAGCUGCAGCAUCAGUAUCGCGAGCUGCAACUAUCGACCAGCCGCGUGGGUAUCGAUGAUGGGGCAAAUGAUCAACAUCAGACGCACGGUGACACGACGACCACAGCCGGUAAGGGUACGGCUCGUGAUAAUGUUGGUGAGAGUUUGCUGGACUUCCUCGACACGGUACAGCAGCACAGUGAGCUAAGUGUGCAGGAGAAGCUGAAGCUGCUCGAAAUGGACAACGCGGUACGACAGUGCCAGGAGCGUAACGAGGCACUGAGCCGCCAGGUGGAACAACUGCAAAGCGUGAUCGAUGAAAAGGCGAGCAAAAUUAGUCAGCUAGAGGUGGAGCUGGGAGAGUUGCGAUUCGAAAAUGCGGAACUGCGCGAAGAAUCGGAAAAGCCCCAAACGAAUGUUGAGAUCGAACGCCUAAAGCAGCAGAACUUUGAUAUUCGGUCCGAGCUGGCUGAGAAGCUGUGCGUUCUCGACGAUACGGAAGCAAAACUACGGGAAAAAACGAUGGAGUGCACGAAAUCUUGUAAAAUGGUCGAGAAGCUGAUAAAGACAAUAACCGAGCAAGAUAAAGAGCUGGAAAAGCUGAAGCGAAACUCGAACAUAUCACUUGCAUCCGAGCACGGCAGUUUUCCCGCGUCGACCGUAGAAAUCGUCGACCAGGAUCGUAAACCGGUUAGCCAGUCCGAGUACGACGCCCUAGUGCAGCGCGCUAAACUGCUGCAGCAAAAGAACGACACGCUCAUUCACAAGCUGUGCGGCGGUAGUAGUGGUGGUGGUGCGAACAGUGACAAUCGUAACGAUCGUAACAUCAUCAUCAAGCAGCUUAACGAUGAGCUCAUCAAGGCACGAGAAGAGGCCGAACGGGAGCAAAAAUGGCGCAAAGAGACGGCCGAUCUGUGUGCCAUUUCCACCCAUCGUCUAGAGGAGUUGGCCGGCUUUCUUGAUUCGCUGCUGCGGAACAAAGAACUGCUUGGUUCACUAUCGACGGACAGUCGCAAAGCUAUCCGGAAUGCGGUGGAUCGUAGUUUGGAUCUUUCGCGCAGCCUUAAUAUGUCCAUUUCCGUCACGGGUCUAUCGCUUAUCGGUAACAACAGUUUGGCGCAGCUUAGCUGUCUGUCCGGAUAUUUGGACCAUUCGGUGAUUGGUGAUGUUAGUGGAAAUGUUGGCGGACAGAAGAAGAAUGCCGAUGGUAUCGAUGAUGCCGAAGAAUAUGACAAAGAAAACCGAAUGACGAAUGUGAAGGGACCGAAUCAUUCCAAGCAGGAGGUUGAAUCGUUACGUGCCGAAAUUAGGACUCUGCGCGGUGAGCUGAUGGAGCACAGGCAGCAGCAACAGCGACCUCGUCGACGGGAAAGCAAAGAACGUAAGUCCGUCCCGAUCGAACCGAUUUCCGACUCGGAAGCAUGGUCUGAGCCGGAUCGGGGUGUAUCGCUUGCGCGGAUCGGUUUGGAGGAGAGCAGCAAGGUGGCUCUUAGACAGAAGAACGCGUCAACCGGUACGAUUGGUGCAUCCGCUUCCGGUGCACUAGAGCUCAGUUCUACCUCCGACAACGAAUCGCUAGCUUUGUCCGGUAUCGUAACCGGACAGCAGCGUAAAUCGGGUUCGGCGGCCGACAUGAAACACCUCCAAGAUAUGGUUGCAUGUCUGAACAAAGAUCUGCAGGAUAAGAACGGCACCAUACUCACCAUCCAAAGCCAGCUGGUUGAUCUGGACAGUGAGCUGCAGCGCGAACGAAUCCGGCUGGCGAACGUCCAGUCGGAAGCGAACGACAACCGGCAGCUGUCCGAGCAGUGGGAACGGGAGGCGAAAGAGUCGCGAGAGAAGGCUGAACGAGCUGCCGAACGGUUGGUACUGCUGGAAAGUGACAUCCGGCAGCGGGAUGCACUGAUCGAGAAGUUGCGGAAAGAGCGUGAACAGGCGGCAGUUGAUUUGCGGGUGGCGGUCAUGAAGCUCGAGUCCAUGCACACCGAGUACAGUGAUCUGCAGCAACGGCACAAACGUGAGCUAGAUGCACGGCUAGCGAACGAACAGCGUCAGCUGGACGAGCUACGCCAAAGCUUAACCGAAUCAUUCCGCAACGAGUUGCAGUUGAAGCAGCAAUCGUUCGACACGGCACUCGCCCAGAACUACAUCUCCAAGAACAUCCAUCAGGAGAAGAUGCGCGAACUGAACGAACUGCACUACCGGCUGGAGGAUGCGCACAAUGACAUUUCCGCCAUGGCACAGGCAGAGGACACGCUCCGGAAGCAGUUGGCCGACUGUGAGCGUAAUGUGCUGGCGAUGAAGAAAAGUCUCGAUGAAGCAACACUGCAAGCGUCCAGGGCGGCGAUCGAACGCACCAAAGCACUGAACGAGAAGCGGCAGCUCGAGAGCGAGCUUGGAUUCGUGCAGGACGAGCUGAAGCAGCUAAAGAUGGAGAAGAAUGAACUGAACGAGCAGCUGCAGGGCAUGAUGCUGAUGCGAUCGCAACAGAGCUCACGCAGUCCACGAAUGGCGGCGGGUGCAGCAAGUGCUGCGAAUGAUGGUGGGCGCAUGGUGGGACAAGACGGAAAUCUGUCAACAUCGGGAACGGAUGAAGAGACGACCGGUAGGCGACUGUUGGAAAAUUCUUCACCCGAUCUCGGUAUCGAGAGUGAUCCGGGCCGGCUGUCGAACGUGGAGCUUGGAGGAAGUGAGUUGAAGUACGGCUCAACCACAUCUCCACCACACCAGCAGCGUCCUCUGCUCAAAACCCUCGAACUGACGAAAUCGAUGUCAAAUCUGCUCUUGAAUCCGGCAAUGGAUGUCAAACUAGAGGAUGGAGAAUCGUCAAAGGGAGGUGCGGAGCAAGAAGCGUCGGCUGAAGCGACCACCAUCGUCAAGCACGACUGUGCCAAAAUCGAAGUUGACUACAGGGAUCUGCAGCGUCGGUACAACAAAACGCGCCACUAUCUGGCGGUCGCGUACGAUAAAAUUAAAUCGUCCAACAAGGUGAAGAAGCAGCUCGAGGUGGACCUGAAGCAGCAGAUUCACAAAACGCACGCCGUCCUGAAGACGGUGCACCGUAACAUGGACGCCAACAACGGUGGUAGCAAUGAUGAUUAG